This is a messenger RNA of Branchiostoma belcheri (Belcher's lancelet), 7436 nucleotides long. RefSeq names its product polycystic kidney disease protein 1-like 2. Gene Ontology annotation, biological process: detection of mechanical stimulus. Gene Ontology annotation, cellular component: membrane. Lineage: Eukaryota; Metazoa; Chordata; Leptocardii; Amphioxiformes; Branchiostomatidae. The record is from RefSeq and is a predicted model, not a curated record. Gene Ontology annotation, molecular function: calcium ion binding; calcium channel activity; protein binding.
GGGUAUCAGACUCCUACGUUCACGUCAGGGGAACCUGCUACAAGUACUUUGCUGAGACAAAGACGUACGAUGAAGCCCAACAGACGUGUGCCGCGGACGGGGCGGUGUUAGCCAUGCCGAAAGACAGCGCGACCAACUCUUUUCUCGCCGGUAUGGGAACUGCUGGACGGUGGAUUGGGCUUUCUGACGCCCAGAUGGAAGGCCAGUGGGUAUUUACGGACGGCCAAACCCUGCAGUCAGCGGUCUAUUCUAACUGGAAACCAGGUCAACCAAACAAUUAUGGAUCUGGAGAAGACUGUGGCGAAAUAAAAAUUGACGGACUCUGGAAUGAUGAUGCAUGUCACGAAUCCAAGCCAUUCAUCUGUCAAUUACAACCAGUUCCCCCAGUAGCUGUUUGGCCCUUGGACGCAAAGUAUGGCGCAUCAGACGCUACAGGAAACGGAAAUGACGGGACAGCAACAGGAACCCAGUUAGCCCCUGGUCCGUACGGAAACGCAGACGGCGCUUUCCUGUUUUCGGGAGCUUCAAAUUCGUACGUCCACAUUCCAAACGAUGGCCAGUUAGAUGUGAGGUACUCCUACACCAUCCUGGCCCACAUAUAUCCUACUGGGCAGGCCGGGCCAAUCUUCCGCUACGCUGGGAAUCCCACAGCCGUAGCUAUUUGGCAGCAGGCUACAUGUAACCUUGUAAUGUGGCCGAAUGGAAGAGAUGGACAACCUGCACCUACCAUCCAAGCUGCUGUGCUAGAACAGAACGCCUGGAACUUCGUGGGUGGAACCUACGACAAUACCACAGGAGUGGGAUCCAUCUGGAAAAACGGCGAACGGGUCGGGCAGGCACAGGUCGGGUUCUCGUCAGUCGCAACCCAGUACGAUGUCCGGGUGGCCAAGACAGACGGUAACAGUCAGAUUUUCAAGGGUCGAAUCGCCUGUCUUCAGCUGUACGACUAUGCCUUGACAAGAGAGCAGAUUGUAGCAGCCUGGAAUGUGUGUAGAGCUGUGGACCCACCUGUAAACCUGGCCGUUACUGACGUCACGGAAGGAGGGUUCAAUGUCACGUGGUCUCCAUCCCGUGACCCUGACCUUCAGGGGUACCGUGUCGUGGUGCUGAGGCUGGACCUGACGACAGCUGUCAAUCACAGCACGGACCGGGCGUCAUGCAUGGUGGCCGGGCUGUCAUCGGAAACGGAUUACGUCAUCGAGGUGACGUCACUGGUCCUGUCGGAGGGUCGGAGGUCACGGAGCGAGGAGGCGAUCAUGCGCGCAGCCACUGGAGCGCGUUCCUCCACAGACCUGCAGUUUGUUGAAGUGACCGACUUCAUACUGGUCUUCACCUGGGUGCCUCCCGACGCGGCUGUGACCGGGUACCGCAUCAUGUACGGACAGGAAGAGGCGACGGAGCGGCUCACCCCCUCCCCGGGUCCCGGCGCUAGAUCUGCCGUCAUCACGGGGCUCCAGCCCGACACGAUGUACAAGGUGGAGAUCACUACAAUCGGAGUUUACCGAGAGAGUUCUCCUCUAGUCGGACAGAACAGGACCGCACCUAUCCCGACAACUUCGAAUCCUGCUACUACCACUCGGCGGACAAAUCAGAUGACUACCGUCCUUUCCACAAGCUCGUCCUCUUCAAGCACUCCGGCGAAGACGAUGGAGUCUGCAGGAGACCAGAUAUCGUCUGACGACGAUGACGCUGGAAGCGACAGUGAUUACUCUUAUGACAGUGAUUACUAUUAUGACUCGGAGCCAGAACCGCCAAUUCCUACAACAGAGCCCAACAAAGCUGCAACAACGGCAACAAGCAGCAAAUCACCGGAUGACGUCAGGCAAACGUCAUCAUAUCAGCCUGUAGAGGUGAAGACAACAGCUGCUGAGGAAAAGACAGAGGUGGAUAAGGCGAUGGACAUUCUUCAGUCCAUCACAAGCGCACUGGAUGAGGUCGACAUGUCCGACCCGGUAACUCUAGAGUCUGUGGGAGGAUCUCUAUUAGAGUCCAUCGCCGUCUUGCUUGAAGAACCAGAGGAAGAUGCGGAAGAGAAGACGGGUGAUGAUGGGCUCAGUUCUGAACCCGUAGAGGACGAGAGUCUCUCUCCAGAGGAGCUCCUUCAAAACGCUGAACAAAAGAAACACGAGAAUGAAGCUAAGAGAAGCAAUCUUGUCGAGCAAAGCCUUUGGGUCCUGGAGAAGAUGGAAAAUGCCAUGAUCAAGACCCUAAAGCCUGGAGACCCACCUGUGUCGCUCACAAAAGGCGGAGUCACCCUGAGUGCUCAGAGGAUUUUGGGCUCUGAGUUUGGGGGCCAGGUCGUGCAGACAGAGGAAGGAGGCUUCCAGCUUCCGUCUCAAGCCGCACUUUUCUCAGAAUUCGGACAUGCGCCGCGCAGUGUCACCGUGAAAAUGAAGCAGUUUGAACAAAACCCGUUCACCUGGGGCUCCGGGGAACACCAGGUCCGGUCAUCGGUCAUGGAGCUGUCCCUUCAACAGGACAACAACGAAGUAAUGACUUUCCGAAACCUCACAGAGGACUUCAUCAUCACUAUUCCAGGCAAUCCCAAAAAUAAACCGGCGACAAAGAUCAUAACCAUCCCUUCGGCCGGAAAUAGAAGCGCCAGGUAUCAUUUCUACAACCUUACCGACAGGGCAGAGGGAUUCCUGGUCACCAUCAUACCGUUAAACUUGAGUGUAGUGUACCGCGUGUCGGGUAGGCGCGGGGGCCGCCCUGACGACCAGAACUACGACAUGUCCAUGGAAACGUACGUUCUUCCCGAGCAGUGUUCCCUGGUGAAAACUCUGAGUGGCGAUGAAGGCCACACGGACAAGAUAAAGGCAACAAUGUUCAUCCAAGGGGAGGAGGAUCCGGGAGAAUACUACGUCAAAGUUCAGGUUCUAGGUCCAGUGACCGACUGUGGCGUCGAAAACAAGUCUGGCCCAGGGGAUGACUUCUUUGCCUACGACAUCAAGUGGGCCCGUCUGAGGUGUCUCUACUGGAACGAGACCCAGGAAGCCUGGAGGACAGACGGAUGUGCGAUUAGCAGCCAGUCUAGUACCAACAGCACCGUCUGCCACUGUAACCAUCUAACAGCGUUCGGGAGUGACUUCGCCACGCCGCCCAACGCCAUUGACUUUGGGAAGUUGGACUUCAGCGAUCUAGAAAACAACGGCGCGGUUUUCACAACCGUUUGGGUGGUGUUCUGUUUUUUCACGCUCGCAAUGGUCGCUUUACAAGUCAUGGAGAAAUUCAAGAAGAAGCUGAACCGCUCCAUUAAGUUAUACGGCUUGCAGGACCGUCACCCGUACCGCCUCCACAUCUGGACAGGCUCCGCUAAGCAUGCUGGGACGGAGUCCACCGUUGCCUUCAAGCUGUUCGGUGAUGCAGCAUCCUCCGAUCUGAAAGUGGUCAGCGGUGGAAAGGAGGUUUUUGCACGAGGCAGCCAGGUGACGCUGACCUUCAGCACAGCAGAACAUCUGGGUACCGUGGAGCUGCUGCAGCUCAUGCACGACAACAGUGGGGAGGGGAGCCGCGCGGCGUGGCACGUGGACCGAGCAGCCGUGCAGGAUCUCACCACCGGGAAAAUGUCCUACUUCUUCUGCGGGGAGUGGCUGGCAGCCGACCGCGGGGACAGGCAGGUCGUGAAGACCUUUCCUGUCGCCUCCGAGGAGGACUUGCGAUCCUUCUGGUUCCUGUUCCCGGCAAGUCUGCGGACUAUCCUGGUAGACGAACAUCUCUUUCUGUCCGUCGUUACCAUGCCUGAAGGUAGCACGUUCACCCGAAGCGAGAGGCUUGGCUGCUGCCUGAGUCUACUCCUCAUGUCCAUGGUGUCCAGCGCCAUGUGGCUGAGAGACGAAAUAGAAACCCAGGUCGUGCAGGCCAUCAACCUGGGUCCGUUCUCCUUCACCUUGAACGAAGUCUACACGGGAGCCAUGUCCAGCAUCACCUGCCUUCCCGUUGUCCUGGCGAUAGUUCUGCUGUUCCAGUACAGCAGACCGAGCAGCAAGGGCGACAGCCGGGUCCGAGACAUGGAGACGGGCGACCGACCCGAGGUAACCACGCAACAGAGACCAACCAAGGGCCUGCCACACUGGUGCAAGUACGUGGCCUGGGUGCUGGUGGUGCUGUCUUCCGUCGGGUCAGCUGCUUUCACCGUGCUAUACAGCUUGGAGUGGGGCAAGGAGAAGUCAGAGAGGUGGCUGUCUGCGUACUUCACCACCUUUUUUGUGGACACCUUGUUCUCGCAGCCAAUAAAGAUAAUGCUGCUUGCCACCUUCUUUUCAACACUUCGAAAGACGCAGGCUAUCAAGCAGAUUUUCGAAGAGAAGCCAGUUUUUUCACAAGAGGAGGAAGCUGUGUCUUCACGAAUGAGGGCAGGUUUAGACUGCGUCGCAUUUCGCAAGGAGAGAAAAAUGGAAAGACUCUCAAUGAUGUCCCUUCUGAACGUCAAAGAAGCGAGAAGGGAAGACAGGGACAGGAGAUUUAGGGUCGUUCUUUGGGGCAUCGUGUGGUAUUGUUUGAGCCUUCUCCUCCUAGUCAUAAUCGCCGACGCGCAACACAAGACAACUCCGGCCUUCCACCAGACACAAAGCGCGACCAACAGCUUUGUGCAAUCUCUAACCAAGGUCAAAGGGGCCGCUUCGUUCUGGUCCUGGCUGAACGUGACCGCUCUGGAGAGCUUUUACCCGGACACGUCCUACAAUGGCGGGCAUCUCCACUGGCGGGAGAAAGGCUUCACGGCUGACGUGCAGUCGGUCCUGGUCUCCCCGCCAAAUCUCAUGCAAUGCCGUGUAAAGCCAGGGCUCUGUACGGUACCUGUGGCAGUACAGCAUGACUUUGAGGAAUGCUCAUCGGGGUAUGACGAACACACAAAGGAGACCGGGACGUUUAGGAAGGGAUGGGAAAGGGUCACGAAUACGUCAGAGGUUGAACCAGGGGACACUGGCUGGAACUACCACCCCGGCGACUCCCUCAGUCUCCCCAUCUACGGUGUAACGACACGAUACUGGGGAGACGGCUUCGCUGUGCAGCUGGAAUCUGCAGACGAGAUGCGCAGCAUCCUAGCCGAGCUGAGGGACGACGGCUGGAUAGACAAGCGGACGAGAGUCAUCUUCUUGGAAGUCAUGCUCUACAACGGAAACCCGGACAUGCUCACAUCGCUGACGGCGGUGUUUGAAUUCUCCGAGACGGCCGGAGUUUUCACCCAACACCACCUGCACACUUCCCGGUUUCAUCAACAGCCGGGGACGAUCGGGUACAUCUACGUCCUGCUGGAAAUCGUCUACGUCAUCAUUCUCCUCUACACGCUGUGGAAAGAGGUGAACGCUGCACGGGCAGCCGGCCUGGCCUACCUGAAGGACCUGUGGAACGUUGUGGAAAUCUUCAACUUCUUCUUAGCAUUCACUGUCAUCGCCUUGUACGGCGUUAAUAGAGGCUACAGUUCCAAGGCGCUGACGGCGAUCCGAGAUGGGGAAGUUCUACAUUCCCGAUCGAUGGUGAAGAUGAACCUGGUGUACGGAUGGUUCCUCUCCUUCCUGACGUUCGUCAGUAUGUUGAAGCUCCUGCGGCUGCUGAGGUUCAACCCGUUCCUCGCCAAGCUGGCGUCCGUGUUCCGAGCGAUGGCCGAGGAGUUCUUGGUCUUCAUCAUCUACUUCUUCAUCAUACUAUCAGCAUUCGGCGCCUAUACCUACCUCACGUUUGGCCUUAUUAUGAAGGAGUACACAACAUUCACAAACUCCUUGUCCACAUUAUUCCAAAUGUCUCUUGGAUCCUUCAACUUCCACGAGCUGCAGGAGGCUAAUCCAAUUCUCGGCCCCAUCUAUUUCUUCGGGUUCGUUUGCAUACAAAUCCUUAUUCUGAUGAACGUCGCUACGGCCAUCAUCGACAGAGCCCUUCCCGAUGUGCGGAAUCACGUCAUGCCUGAGGCGGACCAGGACUUCAUCCGGGGUGUGUGGCAACGCUUCACGGCCUUCUUCGGCUUCGAAGAAGUACCUGUCACAGGUGAUGACGCAAUGGACAAGCUUCAUGACAGCAUCACAGAAGUUGAGAUUAAAGCCGAGAAACUGUGGCUGCAGAGAAAGACACUCUUUCACUGCAGGGUGAAGGAUGCGGACCUCCCCACAGAGCCCGAGUUUGUCCCGGCUGUCAAAGAUGUUCCGGAUGCUGCAGCAGUGGAACUCGGUGUGUCCAAGGCAUCCCGCGCCCGCCGCCGCGUCACUGAGGUCCGUCCUGCCGCCCAAAACAACAGCACGGACGACGGAUGUCGAGCGGAGGCAUCAGUGGCGGUGGCAUCAAGCUCCUGGUCAGAAGGACUGUCGGACAGCCAUGACAGCCACCAAACCAAACAACAACAGGUUACUAAGCAACAGCAUCACGCAGAGGCAAAAGCAGUGACGUCACCUCUCAAUCAGCCUUCUAAACUGACAGACGAAAAGGUAACAUCCAAGAGGCCGAAGCAUCUCGAAAAUCGCGUCAGAGAACGUCGGUUAGCUUUGGACAUCCACACUACUGGGGGCAAGGCUGAAACCGCAUCGAGCAAAGUAUGGGUGCCAGGGCUCACGUUAACCAUCUUUGACAGGAGGGUUCUGACAGUCGGUGAGAUGCUGACGGACGAUCACAUCCAGGCCGCCCAGAAGCUGCUCCGCCGCCAGUACCCGGCACUCCAAGGCCUGGAGGAGCCCGCGGUGGGCCUCUGCGGGGACGGGUUUGCCAGAAUGACGGGAAAUGGGCUACAGAUCCACAACAACAGAGCCCAGCACUGGGUUCUGUCGUCUCACACAGACGGACAGGUGUGUCUGUACGACAGCCUCGGCACCGCCAUGACCACAUCUCUGCAGAUUCAGCUUUGCCAGGUUUACGCCGCGUUUGCUGACCGAGAGAGGCACGUGCUAUCUGUAAAGAGACCGACCGUACAGAGGCAGACGAAUGCUGUAGAUUGUGGGCUGUUUGCCAUCGCCUGGGCAGUGGACAUCGCGGAGGGGCAAGAUGUGUCCAUAGUCGUGUAUGAUGACGAGAAAAUGAGGAGCCAUUUGGAGAUGUGCUUCAAACAAGAGAAGCUCACACCAUUCCCACGUCUGCACGGUUACAUCGCGAGGGCCGGCCCAGCGAGGGUCGAACGCGUCUCGCUGGUUUGCCGCUGCGCACAGGGACAGGGCGAGCGUCUGGGAAGGAUGGGGAGGUGCAAGGUGUGCCGCAGGAUUCUACAUGUCAGCUGCCUGCCGACCUGCCCUGCUGAUGAUGGCACGUUGUCAUGCGGUGACUGCACCGUGUACCACGACAAUCGUGCGACGUUCUACGACAAUCGUGCGACGUUCUACGACAAUCAUGCGACGUUCUACGACAAUCUUGCGACGUUCUACGACAAUCAUGCGACGUUCUACGACAAUUAUGCGACAUUCUACGACAAUCAUGCGACGUUCUACGACGAAAGUGUCUCCUUCGCAGAGAAAAACUGA